AUGCUUUUUAACAUUAAAGAAAAUGAAAUAAAAAAAAAAAAAAAAAUUUUAUUAUUACUUUUUUUAUUUUUAAUUUAUGAACAAUGUUUGUUUAAAUUUGUUUAUUCAUUUGCUAUUAGUAGAAGAUCAUUAGUAUUAAAUUCUUUAGGAGACAAAAAUGGAGGGGCACAUGUUAAAAAAAAAAAAAUAAAUGAGAACAAGAAACUUCUGCUGGAUAUCGGAAACAGUCUUAAAGAAAAUGAUGUACAAAAAUCACUUAUACAUCUUGACAAUUUACUAAAUAAUUAUGAACAUGAUAAAAAAUUUUCAAAAAGCAUGAGUAUGCUUUGUGGUAAUGUUUUGAAUUUAUGUAGCAGAUUUAAUGAUAUUAAUAAUAUGGUAAAAAUUAUUGAAAGUAUGAAAGAAAAGAAGAUAGAAAUGCUUGAAAAUUCAUAUCUAGCUAUUUGUAAUUAUUAUAUCUCAAAUAAUUAUAUAUAUGAAUAUUUAUUAACAAUUAAUAAAAUGAUAGAAAAAAAUAUAACAAUUAGGGAACGCUUUUAUAAAUAUAUUUUGGUUCGAAUUAUAGAUCUCCCAUUAGACGAACCAACCUAUGAAAAGAUAACAAAUUUAAAUAAUAGCUUAAAUGGGAAUAUUAAUGAAUAUGAAGGAAAUAACCGAAUAAAAAAUUUUAGAAAAAUAAAUAACAAUAAUGAAAAAUGUAAUAAUAACAUGGAACAGAUAAAUGUAAAAAGCAAACGAUGUCAUUUAGUAAAUAAUAUAGACUAUGAUAAUUUUAAAGAAUAUGGCAUAAAAUUAAAUAAAUAUAAUAUAAAUUUAGAAGAAGAAGAUAAAAAAUAUAUUUUAAAUAAUUAUUUAAUAAUCGAUAUAUUUAAUCAUAUGAAUUUAAAUAAAAUAAAAAUUAAACUUAUUUAUGUUUUGAAACUUAUUCAUUAUGUGUAUGAAAAUAUACAACAUGUUAUAAAAAAAAUUGAUGGUAAUUUUAUUUUUAAUGAUAUAAAAAAAGACAAUUUAAAAAAUAAUAAUAAAAUAAAUAUUCUUAAAAAUAUACUUAUGGAACAAAUACAAACUAUUUUAGAAUUGUAUAAAAAUAAUUAUGAAUCAAUGAAUAUAAAUAUAAAAAAAAUUCAAGAAAAUUUAGACGAAGAGGAAAAACGAAAUUUAUAUUAUUGUGUUAAUAAAAUAGUUAAAAAAAUUCCAUUUAUUAAAUUAACAGAAAAUAUUAAAAAUACUUAUAAUUGUAAAAAUUGUGAUGAAAAUAUAAAUACAUAUUUCCUUACACUUAAACAAGUUAUAAUAGCCAUUAUUAAUAUCAUACUUAUUACUCACCUUUUUAAUUCCAAAGAAAUUUUUAAAAUUAAGCAUUUUUUUUCAAUACUCAACGGAAAUGCUGGCACGCAAGCCUCAUGCACACAAACUCCCUGCACACAAACAGCCUACGUACAAAAUGGAAACGCAAACCUCAUCAAUGAACAGGUUGAAAACGCAAACCUCAUCAAUGAACAGGUUGAAAAACAUCAAGAUUGUAAAAAAGGUAGCAAGAAUGAAAUAAAAGAAAAUUUUCAAAACACUGGAGAUAUAAACAAACAUUUUAAUGUUGGAACAUAUACAUGUUUAUUGGAUGGAGCAAAUAUUGGAUAUAAUAAACAGAAUGUUGAAAAUGGACGGUUUAGUUUUUUACAAAUAGAAGUAUUAAAAGAAAUAAUAAAAAAAAAAAAAAAUGAAACACCUUUAAUAAUAUUACCAAAAAUAUAUCAUUAUAAAAAUUCGUUAAAAUAUUUACAAGGGGAACGAGAAAAUGAAGAAGAAAAUAAUUCAGAUAUUUUUAUACCAAACAAAACAAUAAAAAUAAAAAAAAAAAAUAUAAUGAGUCAAGGAAAAAACGACAGUAAGAAUGACAGAAAAAAUGACAGUAAGAAUGAUAAUAAACAAAACGAUGCUCUUUCAUAUAUAAAAAAAAUUUUUAAUAAAUUAGACAAUACAGAUGUUAAUAUAAUAAAAAAAUGGGAAAAAGAAAAGUGUCUAUAUAUAUGUAAUUAUAAUAUGUAUGAUGAUUAUUAUUAUAUAUUAGGAAGUUUAGCAAAAGGAAAUAAUUUAUUUAAUAUAUAUUAUUAUAUAGACAUGUUAUCAAAACAUUAUUUUACUUGCGAAAAUUUAAAUCAUAAUAUAAUUAUAGAUUAUUAUACUCCUAAUGAUGAUAAUACUUUAUCAUAUAGCCAUAGAGAAAUUCUGCAUGUUCAUAAUAAUUUAAUUUAUGAUAAAAAUACAAAUAUAAUGGUAUUAGUUAGUGAUGAAAAUAUAAAAAUGGAGAGUAAAUAUAUUUCUAUGAACGAGCAAUAUUAUAAUGAUAAAAUUAGGAAAAGAUAUCAAAACAACAAUUAUGAUAAUAACAAUGAUAAUAAUAAUGAUAAUAAUAAUGAUAAUAACAAUGAUAAUAAUAAUGAUAAGAAGAGUUACGGUGGAAACAAUAGCACCUUUAAAGAGUUUGAGAAAUACAAAAAAAAUCUAAAGUUUAAAAACAAAGAUGAAAUAAAUUAUGAAAAAAAUAUAUUUAUGGAAACAUACCGCUAUGAUGCUGAUACAGGUGACCAUCUAUUGUUGGAAACCCGAUAUGAGACAAAAGCGGAAAAACAAUUCCCCGAAAAAAAUGAGGGAAAAAAUGACGAAAAAAGUGGCGAAAAAAAUGGGGGAAAAAAUGGCGAAAAAAAUGGCGAAAAAAAUGGCGAAAAAAAUGGCGAAAAAAACGGGCUUAAUUACAGUAAUAUAUAUAUAAAAUGCGUAAAAAAUUCACAUAGUACGCAAAAACCAAUAUAUAUAUACACAAAUGAUAAAAUGAAAAACCAUUAUUUUAAUGAAUAUACAAAUUUUAUAUUAAAAAAAUGGAAAAAAAAAAGUUUUGUAUCUUUUUACUUUAAACAGCCAAUAUCACUAGACGAUUUAAAAAGCCAAACAGAAAAUGGUGAUAUUAAUAUAAAUGAUAUUAUUCAUAAUUAUAAAUUACCAUAUAUAAAUUUAGAAAAUUCCAAAUUAUAUAUUGAUGAUAUUAUUUCUUACAAAAAUCAAAAAAUAUAUCAUGUUAAAAUUAAUUCUCCUGGAAAAACAUUCUUAUCUUAUCAAAAUGAAAAUAUACCAUUUAUUCAUUAUAACUCUAAUGUAGUUAAAUAUCUUUGUAUAGAUCUUUCCAGAAUUUAG
Plasmodium yoelii is the source of this 3189-nucleotide messenger RNA. Its product is annotated as conserved Plasmodium protein, unknown function. NCBI's taxonomy places the organism in Eukaryota, Apicomplexa, Aconoidasida, Haemosporida, Plasmodiidae. Bases 1 to 3189 code for a protein of 1062 amino acids. Gene Ontology annotation, molecular function: ribonuclease P activity. The transcript is spliced from 2 exons. Gene Ontology annotation, biological process: tRNA 5'-leader removal. The record is from RefSeq and is a predicted model, not a curated record.